This is a messenger RNA of Morchella importuna, 1242 nucleotides long. RefSeq lists its product as uncharacterized. Gene Ontology annotation, biological process: pyruvate decarboxylation to acetyl-CoA. NCBI's taxonomy places the organism in Eukaryota, Fungi, Ascomycota, Pezizomycetes, Pezizales, Morchellaceae. Gene Ontology annotation, molecular function: pyruvate dehydrogenase (acetyl-transferring) activity. The coding region runs from base 1 to 1242 and encodes 413 amino acids. Gene Ontology annotation, cellular component: intracellular membrane-bounded organelle. The transcript has 6 exons. The record is from RefSeq and is a predicted model, not a curated record.
AUGUUGGCACGAUCAGUUAAGGCGGCCCGUUUGGCCACUCCUCUGCGGGCUUGCUACGCCCCAGCAAACUCGUUUUCAUUGAGAAGAAAUGUCACCACUGAUGCCGCCUCUUCUCAUGCGGAUAAGGAUGCUGUUCCAGCUGAAGAUGACAAGAAAUUCACCGUCAACCUCUCCCCAGAGAGCUUCGAGAGCUACAAGAUUGAGGGACCUAGUACUGAGGUGGAAGUGUCAAAGAACGACCUGAAGAAGAUGUACUUGGACAUGGUCACUAUUCGACGAAUGGAGAUGGCUGCCGACAAGCUCUACAAGGAGAAGAAGAUCCGUGGAUUCUGUCAUUUGUCCACUGGUCAAGAAGCUGUCGCCGCCGGUAUGGAGCAUGCCCUUACCCCUGAGGACCAUGUUAUCACUGCCUACCGAUGCCACGGUUUUGCCCUGAUGCGUGGUGCGACUGUUAAGAGCAUUAUCGGAGAGCUUCUUGGGCGACGAGAGGGGAUUGCCUACGGAAAGGGCGGCUCUAUGCAUAUGUUCUGCAAGGGUUUCUACGGUGGUAACGGAAUUGUCGGUGCUCAGGUUCCUGUAGGCGCUGGUAUCGGAUUUGCCAUGAAGUACUUGAACAAAAAGAACACCACCUUUGCCCUCUAUGGUGACGGUGCAUCCAACCAGGGUCAAGUUUUCGAGGCUUACAACAUGGCCAAGCUUUGGGAUAUUCCAGUUGUUUUCGCUUGCGAGAACAACAAGUACGGAAUGGGAACUGCGGCAAACAGGAGUUCUGCUUUGACCCAGUACUACCAGCGUGGACAGUACAUCCCUGGUCUGAAGGUUAACGGAAUGGACGUUCUUGCCGUUAAGCAGGCGAGUGCCUGGGCUAGGGAGUACACCACCAGCGGUAACGGGCCACUGGUUAUGGAAUUCGUCACAUACCGUUACGGUGGACACUCCAUGUCUGACCCCGGUACCACCUACCGUACCCGUGAGGAGGUUCAGCGCAUGCGUUCAACUCAGGACCCCAUCCAGGGUCUUAAGCAGAAGAUCCUUGAGUGGGGCAUUGUUUCUGAGGAGGACCUUAAGUCCCUUGACAAGCAGGCCAAGCAGUUGGUUGACAAGGAGGUUAAGGAGGCCGAGGAGGCACCCUUCCCAGAAAACACACCCAAGAUUUUGUUUGAGGAUAUCUACGUCCGUGGUUCAGAGCCAGAUUUCAUGAAGGGCAGGACACUUGAGGAGACACACUACUACAGGGAGUAA